Pieris brassicae (large cabbage white) is the source of this 2212-nucleotide messenger RNA. It is a transcript of the gene TBPH, whose product is annotated as TAR DNA-binding protein 43-like. Gene Ontology annotation, molecular function: RNA binding. Gene Ontology annotation, biological process: regulation of gene expression. The transcript has a single exon. The record is from RefSeq and is a predicted model, not a curated record. Lineage: Eukaryota; Metazoa; Arthropoda; Insecta; Lepidoptera; Pieridae. Gene Ontology annotation, cellular component: nucleoplasm. The coding region runs from base 220 to 1110 and encodes 296 amino acids.
UCACAACAAUUUCAUAUAGAAGUCGCUCUGUAAUUAUAAUUUUUACUAUUCUUAUUUUGUGAUCAAAAGAAUUAGAUUUCUAGAGUAAAUAAUUAAUAGAAAAACCAGAUAUUUGGUUGUAAUCUGCAUCUUAAAGAAAAUAGAUACAUUGACGUGGUGCGUGAGAUGUAAAGCAAGCGAAAUGCGGUAUUGGGCUAUUUGUGUCGUUUGCUAAACGCGAUGUCGAUAGAGUACGUGGUAGUGAGCGAGGGCGAACAAGAUGAGCCCAUCGAACUGCCGACGGAGGAGGAUGGUUCCCUGUUACUGAGUACUAUAGCGGCGCAGUUUGCUGGUGCCAGUGGGCUCAAGUACCGUGCUGGUGGGAGGCUACGUGGACUACGGCUGGCAGAUGAGCAUGUCCUACCGCCGGCAGAAGGAUGGGCAGCACACCGUUACUUCUGUGCUUUCCCGCGCAACGACUCGGCGACGGCAGCAUUGCGACCGCGGUGCUCGGACCUCAUUGUUCUCGGCCUACCGUGGAAGACCAGUGAAGAAGCCGUACGAGACUAUUUUACAGCAUUUGGUGAACUGCUAAUGGUGCAAGUAAAGCGUGAUACAAAAACGGGCUUGUCAAAAGGAUUUGGUUUUAUUAAGUUUGCUGACUAUGAAGCUCAGAUGAGAGCCCUUGGAAGACGACAUAUGAUAGAUGGGCGUUGGUGUGAUGUUCGUAUUCCUAAUAGUAAAGAAGGUGGAUCAGCAGCUCACAGGAAAGUGUUUGUGGGACGGUGCACAGAGAGCCUCACGGCAGAUGAUCUUCGAGAAUAUUUUGGUUCAUUUGGUCAGGUGACCGAUGUAUUUGUUCCUAAACCAUUUCGUGCUUUUAGUUUUGUCACAUUUUUAGACCCUGAGGUUGCUCAAUCUCUCUGUGGACAAGACCAUAUUAUUAAAGGUGUGUCAGUGAACAUCUCAAGUGCGUCACCAAAGCGUGAACGUGGUGCACGGUCCCAGCUUAUGGGGUGGGGACUGGUGGAGGGUACUCCUCGGGUCUACAGCUGGCCCCCUGAUGCUUGGCACCAUUCAGCCCAUUCUGCUCCACUCACUGACACCAAACCCUACCUCAAGUAUGAGUGACUACUAGUGAGCCUUGUUGAUUGUUCAUAGUUUUUAUAUUAAAGAGCAAAUAUGUAAAUAAUGAUAAUGUAAAAAUAUUAAUACAGUAUAUUAUUAUUGAAUGUUAAGAAUAUUUUUUAUGAAUACUAUCUAUAUGAGUUGAAGUUUGCAAAAUUUCUAUGCAUAGUUAAAUUUUUUAGCAAAACUAAACUGAACUUAAUUUGCUGCACUUGGUUAUACUAAUUUGUAUAGAAAAAUACAAACUGUAAGCUUAAAAUUAUAAAAUAUAUAUUUUUACACAAGACUAUGUAUAUUUAAAGAACAUUAUACUUAUGACUUAACUUGUGGUUAGAUGAGAUUCUAAAAGUAUUCAUGCUUUAAAAAGUCUCUCAGGAAUAUUAACAUUUCUAUACAUUCUCAGUCUAUUUGUCAGUCAGUGCUAUUUACCAUACCUAAUUUACUCCUAUUGUUGAUUCAUUAAUUUACUAUUAAUGAUAAAUUAUAACUAUACUAUAUGUGUUGCCAGGUUUCAAUGAAAUAAUUGUAUAAGCAUUCCUACUUCCAAUAUUUGUGCAUUGACUGCUCAUACACAUAACAAUAAAUGGUAAAUUUUGUACGAAGGUUAUGUCACAAGGAUCGAAUGAUGGAUCAAAGAAACCAACCUUCGAUUCGUAGCUGGUACCUUUGUCCAAUAUAUAGAAAAUAAUCUAUGGACAAUGCCCUAGUGUUAAUGUACAAGUACUACCUGAGAGUUCACAUUUCAAAACUAUUGCAGUUCAAAGAUCACAUUGUGCAUUGUGGUUGAUGAGUUAAGGACGAAAAGUGGCGCACACAAGCUAUGUUAACCGAUUGUCGUAUAAAAUGGCUUUUCUUCUUGGAAACGUAGUAUCUUUUUUAGUAGGGUUGCCUUGUAAUUCAGGGUAAUCCGUUAUUCACCUGGGCUUCUGUGUGAAUUUUCGUGGCAUCUCGUGACCACCUUACCACCACCAAGUCGCCUUUCGGUAGGUGCAGGCCACUUUAUAAUACAGUAUGAGUUAGAAGCAAAUUCUUGUCAUGAAAUAACCGAACCUUUUACUAUUAUUUGUCUUGCAGAGUAGUUUUGUUCUGUAAAGUGUAUAUAAAA